AUGAGACUGGGCCAUGGGCAAGAGGAAGUCCCAGGCACUUCAGGAGCUGCCAGUCAUUCUGACCUGGUCAAGUCCAAGAACCACACCACACACAACCAAUCCCAGAAAUGGCACAGAAAUGGUAUCAAGAAACCCUGGUCACAAAGAUAUGAAUCUCUUAAGGUGGUAGACCCUGAGUUCCUGAGAAACAUGAGCAACAAGAAAGGUCUGAAGAAGAUACAGGCCAACAAUGCAAAGGCAGCAAGUGUGCGUGCAGAGGCCAUCAAGGCCUUUGAGAAGCCCAAGAUGCCAAAGGGCCUCAUCUGCAAGCUCAGCUAUCCUUCUUUCAUCACUCACCCCAAGCUUGGGAAGUGGAUUAGAAGCUACAUGGCCAAGGGUCAUAGGCUCUGCCAACCAAAGCCCAAGGCUCAAACCAAGGCAGAGGGCUCAGCUCCAGCUCAGGCUCCCAAAGGAGCUCAGGCCCCUGUGAAGGCCCCAUAG
Onychomys torridus (southern grasshopper mouse) is the source of this 480-nucleotide messenger RNA. Its product is annotated as 60S ribosomal protein L29-like. Gene Ontology annotation, molecular function: structural constituent of ribosome. The coding region runs from base 1 to 480 and encodes 159 amino acids. Gene Ontology annotation, cellular component: cytosolic large ribosomal subunit; ribosome. The record is from RefSeq and is a predicted model, not a curated record. Gene Ontology annotation, biological process: cytoplasmic translation. NCBI's taxonomy places the organism in Eukaryota, Metazoa, Chordata, Mammalia, Rodentia, Cricetidae. The transcript has 2 exons.